Calliphora vicina (urban bluebottle blowfly) is the source of this 7228-nucleotide messenger RNA. Its product is annotated as serine-rich adhesin for platelets. The record is from RefSeq and is a predicted model, not a curated record. Lineage: Eukaryota; Metazoa; Arthropoda; Insecta; Diptera; Calliphoridae. Bases 190 to 6882 code for a protein of 2230 amino acids. The transcript is spliced from 5 exons.
AUAACACCACUAAUCAAUAUGGAAAAUAUUAUAUUUAUGGCUAAAAUGAUUUUAUGAUUAAGACGAAAAUUAUAGUCUUAAUCAAUAAAAAUCCAAAUAAAUAUAUACAUAUAAAAACAAAUUGAAUCAAUAAUCAACAUACACACACGCAAGCAAGUACACAAUCGGAACUAAAUAAAAAAUUGCAAAAUGACUGAAAAUGUUCAGUGUCCAGUAUGUACUCUAUACCUGCAUGCAGGCAUGAACCUUUCGGAUCACUUGGAGACACAUCCGAAAGAACAAGUGAUUCGAGCCCUAGUACAAAUGACCAUAUCUGGCACAGGAGUUGGGAGCAAUAAUACAUUGGCAGCUGUUUUAGCUGGUGAUAAUGGUAACAAAAAACCAGCAGUAGAAUUGGACGAGAAACCUUUGCCAAACAUAAAAGAUAACGAGCUUAAUAUUAUCAGUACGGGCAAUAGUUGCAGCGCCAGCACAAGCAAUUCUGCCAGCAAUUGUUCAUUGUCAAACCAAAGUGUUAGUAGUAGUCAAAAUUCUAAUAACGUAUUAAAUUUUUCCGGUACUAAAAUUGAACGUCAUAAUGAAAACGAGCAGGAUAAAACGCAAAUAUGCCCACCACCCAAGCCGAUCAAAACGGUGGUUAAGUCGGAAUCGAAUACUGUGUCAAUGGGAAAAGAUAAUGUGUCUGCGAAUGAAAGUAUGAAUCAAUGCUUUUCGAAGAAGAAUUUCGAUCAAUCGAAUUCAUCCUCAAACACUACAACAAAUCCAAGUCAUUCAUAUCAUCCAAAUGCUUUAGAAUUGACCAAUACAAACAAUGUUCAUAAUAAUUUUAAUGUGUUUGGCGGGAAUCCUCGCUAUGAGCAGCAUCAGCGUAAUGGAGUAAGUAAUCAAAAUCCGUUACAUACACCACCACAUAUGCCGCCACCACCACCUCCAUCAUCAGCCCUAAGUCAUUCUGGUCAACAUCAAGAAGUAGUCCGCGGAAUUGUACCAGCGGGAUCUAAUGGGACGUUUAAUUCUAUACAACAACAACAAUUGACAGCUCCACCACCCCCACCGCAUCAUUCAUCAUCGCAUUUAGGCAAUACAUCAAAUAGUCAGCGUCAGGCUCACAUGUUUGCAGCAGGUCAACAUCAACCGCCACCAUCGAAUUCUCAACAUCAACAAAGUUUAAAGGUUAUAUAUACGCCAAAUUUGCCACCACCGCCUCCGCUCCAGCUUUUCACUUAUCAGCCGCAAACACAUUUGCAACAUCAUCAGAAACCCCCACCGGCCUAUGGCACUGCAAUUAGUCAAAUACGAUCUCAACAUAAUCAGAAUAAGCAACAAGUGACAGCGUCAUUGCCAACGCAGCAUCAAACAUUGCAAACCCAUUCAGUUUUACAACAACAACAGCAGCAACAUCUUUUGCAGCAAACGUUGCCACACAAUUUAAGGAUUCAAGUACCACCGCAACCGAUUCCAUCAAAACAUUCAUAUUCGCCAAAAAACAAUGGUUUGCCAACUCAGCAUCAUUCAACAUCUUCUACAAGGAGUAAUCAACACCAACAACAUCAGCAACUACCCAAAACAGAUGUGUCACAACACCUGCAGCAGGAACAGCAACAAUCACAAGCUAACUCUGAAAAUACACAAAAUUCUAAUAAUCACAUUUUCAAUUCGAAUGAAAUUUUGAAUAAAUCAAUAAAAGGAACAUCUUCAACGGCAGUGCAAAAUACAAAUUCCAAUAUACUAUCGUACCCACAAGUUUCAAUAAGUCCAUCUGCUGCUUCAACAUCAAUGGCUGCUGUAGCUGCCUCAACAUUAGGUAGACACACAAAUUCACCAUUUGCAGCGUUAUUAGCUGCGGCUGCUGGUGCUCCAUCGCCUUCUAAUGCUUCGUCAGUUUUACGGUACGCAGAGUCGCCGGUUGCACAUUAUUUAGAACGGGAAAAUGGCGAUUUCAUUGUACAAGAAACUCCCAAACAUAUUGUUGAAUGUGUUGAGACAGAUAAUGGAGAGUUUUCCGUCAUUGAACGUAUAUACCAAUCACCACCCAGUGUUUUACAUAUUCAUGACGACGAUGAUGACGACGACGAUGAUGACGAUAAUUGUGACGACCAGGCUGAAGAUGACCAAAACGAAUGUGUUGAUAGUAAGUCUAAGUCUAAGCUUGAUAUUGACCCCAGUGAUAAAACUGAAGAUGAAAUAGAUGAAAAGCAAAGGACAACAAAAUCGUUCUCUAAUGACGAUGCAAAGAUGUCUAUAGAAACGAACGAUUCUAAAAGGAAACCUAAAUCUAAAGAUGAGUCUUUGGAGGAUAAAGAAAUUGUUGAUUUUGUAAGCAUUUCGAGUGACAGCGGCGACGAAGAAGAAUUCAUAUCUCAAGAACGAAAAGAUUAUAAAAAUACCACCGAAAUGAAUAAAAUUAUAAAGAAUCAAACUUCCUCCACAUCAACGCUCUCAAUGUCUACAACGUCACCGCUCUCCUUAUCGACAUCCUCAUCUGUAUCACCUUCAUUAAAUGGUGCAUCCAAUGGUGGUGACGAUCAACAAAUAAAUUCUACACCAUCCACUUCAAUACAUUCUACUUCUUCUUCAGCCACGGCAAAUACAAACCAAACACAACCCAAUUCUGGAGUCACCACCAAUACAAGUAGUCGAAAGAAAUCAUCGAAAAACACAAUCACAGUUUUAAGUGAUGUACAAUUGAAUUUAAAUGAAUAUUUGGAUUUAGUGGGUAAUAUAAUUGCUUCGAGUAAAGUAGCGGCACAGCGUAAGACAUUUGCGUCGAUAGCUCCUAUUCCUUUGGUUAAAAUCGAAAAGGAAGAGCCUAUGGAUGAAUACAUAACAACAAACACAACAACAUCAGCAACAUUAACAACGUCAACAACAACAUCUAAUUUUGAGACUCCACCACAACCACCAACACCUUUAAAGGCCAACAAACAUGAGACUGAAGAAAUAACUGAUACCCCUAGCAGUAGUAAUAGUAAACAAACAACAAAUAAUAGUAAUGUAAUUUUAACAAAUGAACUAGAACAUGAUGAACAAGAAGAGAAAAAACCUCAGGUCUUCGAAAGUGCUACCGAAAAUGAAAUUGGAAAUUCAAACGUCUUUUCGAAUGCCUCAUCUAGCCAAACGACUAUAAAUUCCAGUCACGUUACCAGUGUUAUACGUAUGGCCACAACUAGUCAACACCAAUCCCAGCUGCAACAACAUCUGCUGAAUGCUGUAGAAAGCAAUAAAAGCUCUAUAGAAGCUGAAGAUCUGUCGCAACCCCAACGUAAUGUUCAAUCUUUGUCAAACUCCAAAUCAGUAGGCCAGACACCAUUGGCUCGCAAAGGUCCCAAAAAACUUGUUAUUAAGCCUAAAUCUUCAAAGACUGAAGUUUUGCCACCAACCACAACCACUGCAAAUAAACCAAACUCAAAUCUAGUACAUGAAGAUCUGGAAAUGCCAACGACUUCCGCUAAGGCUAGGCAAGAGUUUACCAAACAAAGUUCUCUCGAAGAGGAUGCGUUUAAUGCCACAGAUAUAAAGGUUAAAAAUGAACCCAUUACGUCUAUAACAUAUGAAAAUCAACAACAACAUUCUCUCUAUCAACCAACUACGAGCUUCAGUAUCUUGGAGCAACAUCUAAAUUCUAAAGAACCUAUUCUCGAGUUUAAGGAGGAAAAACCAUGCAUAACAGAAGCUAGUGUGCCGCCAACGUCUAUCAUAAAAGAAAUGAAGUUAGAAAAUAAUGUUAAUGAUGAUGCACGUGUACUUUAUGAUUUUGCUAAUUCUAAAAAAUCUCAAAACGAAACACCGCCAACAUUUCCAUCUUCCACAUCGCUUUUUGCAAGCAAACAAACUUCCAUAGAGAUCACAUCAGCCGGAGAGAUUCAGCAGCAGCAAUUAACUAAGGAAAUGAAUCAUGAGCAUGAUACAUCUUCUUCAUCGUCAUCAACAUACUCAUCACAAUCAGCUAUGGACGCAACAAUGCCAUCAGAAGAGCUGAACGAAAGUUCUGCUACAAAUACUUCUGCUGCAGUAAUUGGCCAAAUUCAACAACAACAACAACCAAAUCAGGCUUAUACUGAUUUUCACUUCAAUUAUCUGUAUAAUAAUGGUGGUACUAAUGUGAUGGCGGUUACUUCUGCUGAACAAGCUGACAUAAAACAACCACAGCAAUUUCCAACAUUUUAUCAAAAUUCCAACAAUAACAACAACAAUAACGAUACAACGUUGUUGGAAGAUUCAUCAUCUAGUAAACACUAUACGGAAUAUCAGCAGCAACAACAGCAUAAUCAUCAUCCGGUACAGCAUCAAUCGGCUGUGUCACACCAUCAAUGGUUUAAUAAUAGUAAUAACUAUCAAACGUCUGAACCUAACGUUACACCACUAUCUUCAAAUCAUUCAGUUUCCAACAUGAACAAUGCUUUAGAUGGAAGUGAAGUUAGUAAAUAUUUGGAUUUGGAUUCGUGUAAACGCGAGCAAAAUAUUGAUAUAAUUGUUGCCGAUCGUGUAACUGUACCACCGCCGCCACCACCAUCUUCCUCGACUUCGUGUUCGUUUAAUGGCGCAACUGACAACAGUAUGGCUGGUAUCUGUUCAACGGCAGCCACCUUAAAUAUACGUACCGAUGAGAAAAUGCCAGCUAAAGGUGAAAUUUCUGAACAGGAAAGCAAUUGCGAUAUUGAUAAUUCGUGGAGUCAACCGAUGUAUGGCGAUAUAUCGGCACGCUUUUUCAAGACAACAUUUCCCGGCAUCUUUCCGCAAGACAACGGUUGGAAUCAUGAGGAAUAUUUUACUGUUCAGGAUUUGAGUGCCUCCACAACUGCACAGGCUGCUACUAGUGCCAGCAACAGACUGAAGAGCUUUGAGCCGACCAAUAGCAGCAGCAACAACAACAGCAAUGGAAUGCCAAUAUUUUCCCAAAAUUCUAAUGACAAUUGUAAUAUCGAUGUAAUGCCGUCAACAUCUGCUAAAAUCCGCAAGAGACGUAAACGUAGUUCUCAAGAUGGAAAAACGUCACAAACAAAUGGCAAGCGUAUGCAGCCAACAUCAACAGUAACCUCACAACAAAUGUUGAUGCAACAUCAAAGUGAGAUACCGGAAGUUGAGUUUAAUUUUCAACAUCAGCAUCAUUUACAGCAACAAAGUUUGCAACACCCCAGUACGUCAACAGCAUUUUUGGCAGGACCAUCAAAUGCUAGUACUGCCUUAACGUCUGGCUUUAUGGUGCAACAGCAACAGCUGCACACGCAACAGCAGCAAGCGCAGCCUCAGCAACACCAAACCCAACAGAAACAACGCACAAAAGUUUAUGAAUGCGGCCAUUGCAAUGCAAAAUAUUCCAAACUUAAAGAUCGUAAUGCCCACAUGGUUGAUUCCCACAAUUAUAUACGCCAAAAUAGAAGAUUAGUAUGUCCCGCAACUGGCCUUGCCACACCCCUGACGAAUUCAGAUAUGCAAGAUGUUGCUCUACCCACGACAAGUGCAGCUGGUAGCAUGUUAAUGACUCCUUUGCAAACUACUGACUGUGUGGGCGAUUACAAACAGAGUAUAGUAAAAAUAGAAAAUGAAAAUAUUCAACGGGAUCUAACGGGCGUAGAACCAAUCAAUGCCAACAUAAGUGCUAAAACUGAAAUUAUGGAAGACGACAAACUAAAUGUAGCCCUAGUACCCAUGAACGCACCAAAUGGUGAUGCAAACCUUGAAUACGAUACAAAACCACCAACCAAUAGUUUGCCAUUGUCGCUGACAACCCCCACCAGUAAAUUAACAACACUCUAUCGCAUGUUGGUAUCGUUUAAUAUGACAACAUUAAAACAAAACCAAAGCCUUUCCGAAUUCGAUGAGAAUCUUAUAAAAUCCUCGAUAUUCUUUUGUUACAUCUGUCGUCAGAAUUUCAAUUCAGUUAAAUUCUACGACGCCCAUUUGACCGAACAUCCUGCUGAAUGUUUUACUUGCGGCAAAAAAUUCCAGCGGUGGAAAAAUUUCUCGUUACAUUUAAAACGUCAUUUGGGUUGGAAGGAAUUCGGUUGUACAGUAUGCGAUAAGAAAUUUGUGGUACGCAGCGCUCUCGUUGAACAUAUGCGUAUGCAUUCUGGACUUUCGCCGUUGAAAUGUAAAGUUUGUGGUAAACACUUUAAACGCUAUUCGAACUUAACGCAACAUCGUAAGCGACAUUCGAAACAAAUCAUUCGUAGGAAAGAGUACGUUUGUUAUUGUGGCGAAGUCCUACCAUCCAAAGCACGCUUCUUAUGGCAUAAAGAAACGCAUGAUUCGAAACCGAAAUGUUGUCCCCAUUGUUGUGAUCGUUUCGUACAUGUCAACUCUUUGCGACGUCACAUACGUCUCGCCCAUUCAGAUAAAUUCGAUUACACUGAACCGAUGGAGUGUCCCAUCUGCAAGCAAAUAUUUGCCAAAGCCUCUAUGAAAGCUCACAUGGCAACGCAUUCCACAGAAACGCAUUAUGAUUGUGCUAUUUGCAGCAAGUCCUUCUCAACAAAAUGGAAUUUGAAAAUUCAUUCUUGGGUACAUGCAAAUCGCACCGCCAAACCCUUCAAGUGUGAACACUGCCCCAAGGCAUUUGUGCGCGAGGUAGAUUUCAAGAAUCACAUGAAUUCCCAUAAACAAAUCAAACCAUACACCUGCGAAGUGUGUGGCUGUAAGUUUAUACGCAAAUACAAUUACAUGCGCCAUAGAAGGGAGCAUCAUGGCAAUAAAAAGUACACCUGUGAUUUAUGUAAAAAGUCGUUCCAUCGCCACUACUAUCUCAUCGAGCAUAGACGCAUACAUACCGGCGAACGACCUUUUCAAUGCACGAUUUGUGGUAAAAGUUCAACUACCAAAACUAAUCAUAACAAACACCUAAAGAUCCAUCAUUCACGGGAUCCAUUUACGGUGGAAGUAUAAAUUGUAAGCAUUAUUUUAUAGAUUUUUCUCUCCUCUAAAUGUGAGUACAUAUUCUGUUUGUCUGAGUGUAGUUUGUAUUUUGUAUAACAUUAAUUUUGUUCAAAUGAUAACGUUUUUAUAUCUCACUCUUAAUAUGAAUGUAGGAUAGAAAAUUUCUAUGUUAAUAUUAAUUAUAGUCAUAGAAAUUAUGAAACAGACAAAAGAAAAAACAACUAAAAUUUCUAAUCUAUGUGUGUGUGUAUGUUGAUUUGUUAAAAAAAUAUAAUAUUGGAUAAACAAACAAAAAAUUAGAUGAAAAAAAAACAAAAAAAAGUAUUAAUUAGAAAUUAGUAAAAAAAAACUAAAA